GCCUUUGAUUUUGAUGAGUUGUGCUGAUCGCUGAAGAAGCAAACAUUCCGAGUUCUCUUUGAAGCAGAAAACCCAAACGCAAACGAAGAGAUAGGCCCAGAAAAACAUGAUACUUGCUGUAUUAUUUGCAAAUGUUGAAGGCAACAUCUUGAUUGAACGGUUUAGUGGAGUUCCAGCUGAGGAACGGCUGCAUUGGAGAUCUUUCUUGGUUAAACUGGGGGCAGAUAAUCUUAAAGGUGUUAAAAAUGAAGAGCUUCUUGUUGCUUCCCAUAAGUCAGUUUAUAUCGUGUACACAGUGCUUGGGGAUGUCAGCAUUUUUGUCGUUGGCAAGGAUGAGUAUGAUGAACUUGCCUUGGCAGAAGUCAUUUUCUCUAUUACUUCAGCCGUGAAGGAUGUAUGUGGGAAGCCUCCAACUGAGCGCCUUUUUCUUGACAAGUAUGGGAAGAUAUGCUUGUGCCUAGAUGAAAUUGUUUGGAAGGGAUUGCUGGAGAAUACAGAUAAAGAUAGAAUUAGAAGACUAAUGAGAUUGAAACCUCCUACAGAGGUCUGAGUCCUAAAUCUGCUUGUAGCGACCAGGCAAAUGAAAGAUGUAUUUUUGUAUAACAUUGAAAACAUUGUGGCUUUAUUAUCUUCGAGUGAUCACCUUUGUUCCUGAUCUGUACUGUACAUUUUCUAAACAUUCAACUGAAGCUGUUAGAUCCAAGUAUUUUGUUUUACCAGUGAUUAUCAUUUACAUC
Messenger RNA from Manihot esculenta (cassava), 737 nucleotides. RefSeq names its product TSET complex member tstD. Bases 107 to 550 code for a protein of 147 amino acids. The transcript is spliced from 5 exons. The record is from RefSeq and is a predicted model, not a curated record. Gene Ontology annotation, cellular component: COPI vesicle coat. NCBI's taxonomy places the organism in Eukaryota, Viridiplantae, Streptophyta, Magnoliopsida, Malpighiales, Euphorbiaceae. Gene Ontology annotation, biological process: retrograde vesicle-mediated transport, Golgi to endoplasmic reticulum; intracellular protein transport; intra-Golgi vesicle-mediated transport.